Messenger RNA from Oryza brachyantha (malo sina), 1430 nucleotides. RefSeq names its product DCN1-like protein 2. The transcript has 9 exons. The record is from RefSeq and is a predicted model, not a curated record. Gene Ontology annotation, cellular component: ubiquitin ligase complex. Bases 215 to 1090 code for a protein of 291 amino acids. Gene Ontology annotation, biological process: protein neddylation; positive regulation of ubiquitin-protein transferase activity. Gene Ontology annotation, molecular function: ubiquitin-like protein binding; ubiquitin conjugating enzyme binding; cullin family protein binding. Lineage: Eukaryota; Viridiplantae; Streptophyta; Magnoliopsida; Poales; Poaceae.
CACACCCACGCCACAGCAUUCUUUUCCGUCUCCAGCAUCGCCUCCUCCUCCUCUCUCCCUCCCCCACACUCCGCUUUCCCGUCGCCGACUUAGCCGCGCCGCCCGCACGUGAGCGCGAGAUCGAGCGCGUCGGCGGCCGGCCGGGCUCCUCGUCGUCGGCGGCGCGCGGGAGUCGGGGCUAGGGCUUCCGGGGUCGUGGGGGGCUCUCGGAUCCAUGGCCUGGCCCACGGGCGCCUGCCCCGCGGCCUUCCAGGCGUACCAGAAGUACUACGGUAUUGUAUCAGCAUUUUCAAACAAUAACACACGAGAAGGAUUGGCUGAGUUUUCACAAGCUAUAGAUCGCAUGGAAGGAUUAAGGGAUGCGAUAUUUAAUGACAUCCCCAAGCUCAUGUCAACUCUUGACUUAGAUGAUGCUCUCCGAUUCAGUAUCUUCUAUGAUUUUGUCUUCUUCAUUUCCCGGGAAAAUGGCCAAAAGAACAUCUCUGUUCAGAGAGCUGUGGUAGCAUGGAGGAUGGUUCUAAGUGGGAGGUUUCGGUUGCUUGACAGGUGGUGUAACUUUGUUGAGAAGUACCAACGUUACAACAUAACGGAGGAUGUCUGGCAGCAGCUGCUAGCUUUCAGCAGAUGUGUAAAUGAAGAUCUGGAAGGUUAUGAUCCAACAGGUGCUUGGCCUGUUCUUGUUGAUGAUUUUGUGGAGCAUAUGCACAGAAAUUAUAGCUCCUGUGAUUGCUCCAGUGCGAUGGAAUCACAAUUGAGCAUUUCCAAUACAUUUGGAGGAAUAAAUCCAUUACCUGGAUCAAAGAGGAAAUGCGCUACUCAUCUUAAAUCUAAUGAGGAUGUGGACCUUUCGGAUAAUUUUACGCGCUCUGUCCAUCUUGCGCCACUGAAAAGGCUGAAGGGAAGUCCUGUCAUUACUAAGUAUGGAGUUUGGGAAUACAAUGCAGGUACUCCUUUGGUUCACAGUCCAGAUUAUUGUGAAGACACAAAUUUGCACAACCCAAGAGGUUGUCUUCAGAACUCACCAUCUAUUGUUGAGGAUUGUUUGUCAAAAGGAUUUGAUGGUUGCAUUUCAAUGAAAUGCUCCUUUUAGUAUUGUCAGGGAUGCAUGACCUCAUCACGACACUCCAUAGGCUUCAUUUUUUUUCCCCACAUAGUGUCAGGAACUCAGCAUCAUUCUGUAUCUGUAAUUAGUCAAUUUUUAACUGGUAAUGUUUAUUAGUUUGUACUAUGAGAUGAAAUACAUGCAACUGCCGUCCCCACUGUAACUGAAGAUAUUACUAUUUCGCUGUUCCCCUUUCUUUUAGAUUGUUCCUUCUACCGUUUUAAUAGGUUUGUGUUAGAAUUUUGUAUUGGGCACACUGUUAUUCAAAUAUCGGCAAGUGCGAUGGAGGGGAGAAAUGCCAAAGUAUAGCAUAAUUGGGUUUUUAUUG